Messenger RNA from Lactuca virosa, 1205 nucleotides. The record is from the annotation of a GenBank genome assembly. Lineage: Eukaryota; Viridiplantae; Streptophyta; Magnoliopsida; Asterales; Asteraceae.
AUGCGAUUGCUUGCUCAUGCAUUAUCCCAACUCUCCACAAAUUCAAGAGCCACACAGUUAAAAAGCAUCACAAAUUCAUUAGCUUAUAAUUUCAGUUUAAGCAACCGUUUUCUUUCAACUAACAAAGGAAACGAAGGUGAUAUUGAUUGGGGCUCUGCAUCAACUUGGUCAAGUGGGCUCACUAAAGAGCAUUUUGAUGGGGAGGUUGUAGGCCACAAAGUAGGCGGCAAUGAUGGCGGUGCUGGUGGUGUUGGAGGUGGAGGAGGAGGGGCAUUAGGGUCAUCUCAAAUUGUACCUACAAGUUGGAAUGAUGAUGAUGAAAUGCAAAAGCUAAGGAAAAUGGCAGCUGAAGCUUCUAGAAAAGAUGGGGCAAGAGGGUCAUAUUUGAAAGAUUCAGAAAAGGCUGAAAUGUACCGGCUUCACAAGGAGAAUCCAGAAGUUUACACUGUUGAGAAAUUAGCAAAAGAUUACAGGAUCAUGAGACAAAGAGUGCAUGCUAUUUUAUGGUUGAAGGAAGAUGAAGAGAAAAUGGAGAAAAAACUUGGACACCCUCUUGAUGAUUCUGUUGAACAGUUGCUUGAUAAUUUCCCUGAAUUCUUUGAUUGGCAUGAUAGGGAAUUCCAUGUUGCAACUUUACCAUAUAAGCCAGAUUUCAAAGUGAUGCCAGAAGGUUGGGAUGGAAGCAUUAAGGAUCCAGAUGAGGUGUUGUAUGAGAUUUCAAUGAAAGAAGAUGAAAUUUUAUAUCAAGAAUUUCUUGAGAAAUUCAAUUUUAACAAGAUGAAGAUUGAGGGGAAGGUGAAAGUGCAUAAGUACAGCAGGAGGCGUCCCACAGAGGGAUGGGAGAUUACAGUUGAGAAGAUGGGCCCACGUGGGAAGCGGGGUGAUGGCGGUGGUUGGAAGUUCAAGAGUUUGGCUGACGGCUCCACCAGACCACUUAAUGAUUAUGAGAAAAUGUUUGUAAAACGAGAGAAACCAAGAAGGAGACGCAAGAUUCUACACCCAAAAUAAAUUCUCGGAUAUUUUAGGAUUUAGGAUUUGAUUCCACCUUUUGUUUUUGUUUGUGUCAAAUGUAGUGGCACUAUCUUUUUUUGUUUGUUUGUUUGUUGGAUCCUACUCUACUAUAUAAAUGUUAUGCCAAAGCCGAAACGUUUGAGCACAAGGGUGUUUAUGUGGUUGGUAUGCAAAAAAUUUGAAAUGAAAGAGAG